AUGACCGCUGCGACCGUGCAAGAACACCAACCUCACCCCCGUCCUUCGCCCGCCAGCCAUCUCCGACAGUCGAGCUCCUCCAAGCCGCCCACGCUGUCUUCCUCUCAACCCCGCCAUUACCCCAGCAUAUCGCGAAGGACCAACAGCACCGCGCUGCUUGGUGUUAAUGGAAGUCCCACGAUGCCUCCCCCUCAGCGUCCCAACGGCGCUUCUGCCUUCGCCGAUGCGACGGCGCAACCCUCUCCGCCAAAUGGCCACCCUCCUCUAGGCCUCCAACGAUCUACGAGCCACGACGACUCCUCUGCCAGGCGCCCAUCGAGCGCGCCCGGCAACAAGCAAAUCCCUACCAUCGGAUUCCCGGCUGGCGAGCAAUCCGACUCAGACAGGCCGAAGCGGCCAUCAGUAAAACCGCUGCUCAUGCGAUCAAAGAGCGAAUAUGGGGGCUCCCGACAAGCCGACGAGGUCGAUCACUCCGAGGAAGACAUCCCGCAUUGGGGCGCAAGACACGGUUUCGAAGAGUAUCACGAGUCCCCGGAUGUCAUCGCUGCACUGGCCAAUAACUGGUACAUGUACUGGACCGAUAAACGACACGAGACGACCGGCAAACCGAAGGCGACGUUACACGAGUUGCAGGACUGGCGCAUGCGGGACAGGCUCAAGACCGUCUCUGCUGCCCUAGCUGUGUGCCUCAACAUCUCCGUCGAGCCUCCUGACCAGCUCAAGACCAACCCAGGUGCCAAGCUCGAGGCCUGGACCGACCCUACCACUCCGCCGCCCCAGAAAGCUCUUGAGAACAUCGGCAAGGCACUUCAGGCGCAGUACGAAACGCUUGCCAUCCGCACGCGGUACAAGCAGUAUUUGGAUCCCUCGGUCGAAGAAACGAAGAAGUUCUGCCAGUCUUUGCGUAGGAAUGCGAAGGACGAGCGAGUCCUGCUCCACUACAACGGCCAUGGAGUCCCGAAGCCUACUGCCAGUGGCGAGAUCUGGGUUUUUAACAAAAACUACACACAGUACAUUCCGGUGUCACUGUACGAUCUUCAGCAGUGGUUGCACGCCCCGACGAUAUACGUCUGGGACUGUUCCGAAGCUGGAAACAUCCUCAACAACUACCAUCGUUUCGUAGAAAAGCAUGAGCAAGAGGAAGACGAGGCCGCUGCGAGAGACCCGAACUACGAGAAGACUGUGUUCCAGCCAUAUAUACACCUUGCUGCUUGCGGCGUCAAGGAGAAUCUUCCGACAAACCCCCUCCUCCCAGCAGAUUUGUUCACUGCUUGCCUUACGACUCCAAUCGAGAUGGCUCUUUGGUUCUUCGUUCUCCAGAAUCCCCUCAAGACCAACAUCAGCCCAGAGAGGGCCAAGAAGCUACCAGGAAGAUUACAGGAGAGAAGAACGCCACUCGGUGAGCUGAACUGGAUCUUUACGGCCAUCACGGACACCAUUGCGUGGACAACAUUACCAAGACAUCUGUUCCGCAAAUUCUUCAGGCAGGAUCUCAUGGUCGCUGCGCUAUUUCGCAACUUCCUCCUCGCCCAAAGGAUCAUGUCAGUCUAUGGCUGCCACCCGCAGUCGUUCCCUGAGCUUCCUGAGACACGCCAGCAUCCUCUUUGGGCGAGUUGGGAUCUUGCCGUAGACAUGGCUUUGGCGCAGCUUCCCAUGCUCGAGAGGAAGGAGAAUGAGGGCAUUGACUAUGAGUACCAGAACUCAACCUUCUUCACAGAGCAGCUGACGGCGUUUGAUGUCUACCUGACCCGGGGCGACGCCAUGUCUCAAAGGCCACCAGAGCAGCUUCCCGUUGUUCUUCAAGUUCUUCUAAGUCAGCAGCACAGAGUUAGGGCUCUGAUUCUUCUCGGAAGGUUCCUUGAUCUGGGGCCAUGGGCUGUCCAGCUUGCUCUGAGCAUAGGCAUUUUCCCCUACGUAUUGAAACUGCUGCAGUCAGCGGCGGCGGAGCUGAAGCCUGUCAUGAUCUUCAUCUGGACAAGAAUAUUGGCAGUUGACAUCACAUGCCAGGGCGAUCUCAUCAAAGACAGUGGCUACAACUACUUUGCCCAAAUCCUCAAGCCAUCUGAAAGUCUGCCCGUCGUCAACGAAGCAGAGCACAAGGCUAUGUGCGCUUUCAUCCUGUCCAUGCUCUGCAAGGACCACCGUCCCGGCCAGGGCGUGUGCAACCAAACGGACAUCAUGACCUACUGCUUGGUCCAUCUGCAAAACCAAGAGAACCCUUUGUUGCGGCAGUGGGCUUGUCUGUGCAUCAGCCAGCUGUGGCAGGAGCUCCCCGAAGCCAAAUGGCGCGGUAUCCGGGAGAACGCUCCAGCGAAGUUAUCAUUCUUGACAAAGGAUCCGUGCUGCGAGGUCCGCGCAGCCAUGCUCUAUGCCAUGACUACAUUCCUUGGCAUAAUGGACUUGACUGAUGAAGUUGCUCGCAUCGAAGAGUCUAUUGCCUGGACAUUACUGGAUAUGGCCAACGAUGGAAGCCCAAUGGUUCGCCGGGAAUUCCUCGUUUUCUUGUCUCGGUUCAUCGUCCGCUUCGAGAGCAAGUUCAUCGUUGCUGCGUACGAACAACUGCAAGAGGAGAGGGAGUACCUGCUGUUUCCUCCAGGCCAAGAUGGCAUGGAUCACAAGAUGGGGUUGCACUAUACGCGCAAGGAGAACAGAAAUCCUGACGGAACCAUCAAGCCUACGGCUCACGGUUUCGCGCAUAAUACUGUCUUUGCUGCCUGCUGGAAGCACGCCUUGAUGCUCAAUGUCGACCCUCACCCCGAAGUUCAGCGCGAUGCAACCAUCAUUGUGGACUACGUCCACCAGGCAGUCGCGACUUCGGCCAUUGGUGAACAUGCUCAGAUCCUAAUUGACGACAUCCGCAAGAGGGCGAAGCGAGCUUCCACAAAGAAUCACUUGAACUUGAAUCAGCGAAGCACUGCCAUCGGAGUCUCCAACGCCAUGGCGACCCCACCGCUAGCCUCCCCGAGCUUGCUCCGCCGCACAGCGAGCUUGCUGUUCACUCUGCCUCUAUUCGGCAACGAUGGCAAAGCGGAAAACAGCGAGAAGCCCAACUAUGGCUCACCGGCGCCCUCACCAGGACUGCAAAGGGUGGGAUCCCAAAAGAUCAAGGCUCCUGAGCUUGCUGCCGCGCCACCGGAACAGAGCGACCCCACGGCAAUUCAUGCCAACUAUCACGUCGCGCCAGAGCCCGUUUCUGGUGGCUAUGAGGAGAGAAAAGUGGGCGAGGAAACUCCAACGUUGCCUCUCCGAAGCACUUUCUUGGAGUGGUCCAUUGAGUACUUUUGCGAGCCUCAGAUGAAGCCCAGCGAGUCAGAUGAGCCCGGCAGUACCGAGUACAACGAACGUCUUUGGAGAAGAUCUCGCAAUGAUUUUAUCCUGACUGAGACACAACCACUCAAGCAGUAUGCUGGCAGUCACAGGUGGAACAACCAGCUUGGCAUCACCAACAAUGGCUCACAGCCAGCCAAGAUGGAAUUUCACCAGUUCGAGGACCAUCUUGCCGUAGCCGACGAUGGGAAUACGGUCUGCGUGUGGGACUGGAAGAAGCACGCUCGACUCAGCAAGUUCUCCAAUGGCAGCCCUGAAGGGUCAAGAAUUAGUGACAUGAAGUUCAUCAACGAAGACGACCAGGCAUUCCUGAUGACGGGUUCGUCGGAUGGCGUGAUCCGGAUCUACCAGAACUACGACUCUGACAAGUCCAUCAACUUAGCCUCGGCAUGGCGGGCUCUCACGCACAUGGUACCCAGUAAUGUGAACUCGGGCAUGGUAUUCGAUUGGCAGCAGUCAACAGGUCGCGUGUUAGUGGCUGGCGAUGUGAGAGUAAUCCGAGUGUGGUCUGCAGCAUACGAGACAUGCAUCAUGGACAUUCCCGCUCGGUCGGGGUCCUGUGUCACCUCUUUGACCUCUGAUCAGAUGACGGGCAACACGCUCGUCGCUGGAUUUGGAGACGGUGCUGUUCGCGUUUUCGACACGCGUCUGAGAGCACAGGACUCCAUGGUCAAGAAGUGGAAGGACGAGACAGACAGGCAGUGGAUCAAGAGUGUCCACAUGCAACGUGGCGGACAACGCGAGUUGCUUAGCGCAAGCAGGAACGGCAAGGUGAAGCUAUGGGAUAUCCGCAUGGACCGGCCACUUCAAGUUUACCAGACGACGCGAGAUACUCUCCGGACAGCCAGCACCCAUGAACACCUGCCGGUGUUUGCUGUUGGUACUUCUGCGCAUGCCGUUAAGGUUUUCAACUUCGACGGGCAUGAGUUGUCUCGCGUUGAGCCGUACUCGAGCUUCCUUCAGCAGAACAGGGGAUCACCGAUUGCAGCCACGUCCUUCCACCCCCAUCGGCCUAUUCUUGCAUGUGCAGCCCGGGGCGAUUACCACGUGAAUCUCUUCACCUGCGAGAAGUCUGAAACGAAUUCUCUGGCUGCUUAG
Colletotrichum gloeosporioides is the source of this 4425-nucleotide messenger RNA. Its product is annotated as Target of rapamycin complex 1 subunit mip1. The record is from RefSeq and is a predicted model, not a curated record. Gene Ontology annotation, biological process: cellular response to amino acid stimulus; TOR signaling; positive regulation of protein serine/threonine kinase activity. The transcript is spliced from 3 exons. Bases 1 to 4425 code for a protein of 1474 amino acids. Lineage: Eukaryota; Fungi; Ascomycota; Sordariomycetes; Glomerellales; Glomerellaceae. Gene Ontology annotation, cellular component: TORC1 complex; cytoplasm. Gene Ontology annotation, molecular function: protein binding; protein-macromolecule adaptor activity.